AUGUCGGAACUCAACGAAUUCCUGGUCCUACUGCACGACAAGCCGGGCAUGUUGCAGACGCGCUCGAACAACGUACAGGCGCAUAUAGCCCACCUGAAGAGCCUUGUCGAGUCAGGCACCGUCGUCAUGUCCGGACCGACUCUUUCCGCACACCCCAAGACCGCCGGCGAGGACCUUGCUAUCAACGGUAGCUCUGUGGUUGUUCGUGCGAACUCGGAGGAGGAAGUCCGCGCCUUGAUCAACGACGACGUCUACGCCAAAAUCGGCGUCUGGGACCUCGAGAAAACCACCAUUAUCCCGAUUAAGUGCGUCGUGCGAAAGCCUCUAUGA
This is a messenger RNA of Daldinia vernicosa, 330 nucleotides long. RefSeq lists its product as uncharacterized. Lineage: Eukaryota; Fungi; Ascomycota; Sordariomycetes; Xylariales; Hypoxylaceae. Bases 1 to 330 code for a protein of 109 amino acids. The transcript has a single exon. The record is from RefSeq and is a predicted model, not a curated record.